Molecule: messenger RNA, 2700 nt
Organism: Alligator mississippiensis (American alligator)
Lineage: Eukaryota; Metazoa; Chordata; Crocodylia; Alligatoridae
Gene: PPIL6
Product: peptidylprolyl isomerase like 6
Exons: 9
Coding region: 352-1236 (294 amino acids)
Biological process (GO): protein peptidyl-prolyl isomerization
Molecular function (GO): peptidyl-prolyl cis-trans isomerase activity
Source: RefSeq, a predicted model, not a curated record
UCAAACUGCCUUGCAUGUGUUUCUCAGUCACCAGUCACCUUUCACUACUUCUACAGGAGAGGUGAUGAAAUGGAAAAAAUAGAGGUGAACAAGCAGCAGUGUAAAUUAGAGUCUCUUGAAGGUGAGAGUGAAGCAACCUGAGCAAUCCUUUUCACAUCUGCAAGAGAAACCACAAAGCCAAUGGUCAGCAGGGUCACAAGUUGCUGCUGACAAAGAUGGGAAUUUGAGGAUUGUAUUUGACAGCCUUUGUAUACUGUCCCGGAGAGCAAGACUGAGGAGGUGGCAGCCGCAGCAGUGACUUAAGAUCUUAAAGGACAAAGCUGUCGACUCGUGUGGUAGGACGAAGGUGCCAUGGGCUCUGCGCAGCUGCAGCAGCUGGAGGUGGUGGGACAUCUCAAAGAAUCUGCGUUCCAGGUGGCAAAAUGUGCAGCAGAGGCUCUGAGGUUGAAUUUUCCAACCAAGAUCGCAGAGCCUGUAUUGCUUCCCUUACAACAAGUUGCAUGGCAUGAAUAUUUACAGGAGAAGAAAAAGGAACUGCGAGGCGAAAUAUGGGAGUACCCCUCCAGGGUGAUGUGUUUUGUUGAUGGGCAGCUGCUGGGAAAUGAGAAGAAACUGCUCGAGUGGGCUUUUGAAAAGUGGAACUAUCAGGAUUUUAAACCUGAAGCACUUUACCAAGCUAUUACUGAGGACUUCUGCAAGAAGUAUAUGAAAAAUACCCAGCAUGUGUUUGUGUAUUUGGAUGCAGCUAUUCAGGAGCAACCCUUAGGGACACUGUUGUUUGAGCUCUAUUCUGAUGCAUGUCCCAAGACUUGUGAGAAUUUCCGUGCUCUGUGUACAGGAGAAGCAGGGAUCUCUCGCAGUGGUCUGCAACUUACUUACAAAGAAUCCAUUUUUCAUCGAAUAGUAAAAAAUGGCUGGAUACAAGGAGGAGACAUUGCAGGCGGAAGAGGAGAUGAUGGUGAGUCAAUUUUUGGACCCACUUUUGAAGAUGAGAACUUCUCAAUCCCUCACAAUAAAAGAGGGGUCCUUGGGAUGGCCAAUAAGGGGCGUCACAGCAAUGGGUCACAGUUCUACAUCACCCUACAGCCAGCUCCCUACCUGGAUAGAAAAUAUGUGGCUUUUGGACAGCUGAUCGAGGGUACGGAUGUUCUUCAGAAACUGGAAGAUUUACCUACAUGCAAUGAAAGGCCUGUAGUAGAAUGUAAAAUUAUUAGCUGUGGAGUUUUUGAGCCUUGACUGCAAGCUAAUUUUCUUUCUUACUGUAGCAUAUAACAGUACAGUGUAUACAUGUUUUUCUAAUCAGAUUUUGUAGAUUUUGAAGGCACUUUUUUUACAAACACCCCCUCCCCCAAUGUGUUCAAAUAAAAAAUGAUGGCAUGUUUCCUUCCAUUCUAAGAAUGUUUUUGUGCCUUAUUCAAAAACACUCAUGUGAGUGGUACUAAAGGUUUUGGGAAUGUACCUAGGUGCCAGUACAGUUAUAUAGACAACUAUGGUGACUCCCCAGUAGCAGGUAUAUUGCUAUAGUAAUGAAAGGACAAAUUUGUAUUGCUGGCCCAAAUUUGCCAUUCCUAAUGCUCUGUUUACUCAGUAAACUUAGCAUGCUUGGCAGCAGCGCCCAAAGUACCAUAGCCAUAACCAUGUAGCAUUACAGACAGUCAUUCAGCAGUGCUAAAUUAGCCUGCCAAAGCAUAGUGUCAACAUGGUUACCCACCUUCCUGGUUAGGGAACAACCCAAACAGAGCAGCGCAGCAUGUUUGAGGUUAUUGCUACCAAGCCUAGUUAGUUUGCUCUUUGUAGACCUGGCCUUAAGACAUGCUGAAGCUGCAGUGCACUGUAUUGAUACCCAUGGAAACUUUAAGCUAACCUUAACUUAGCUCAGAUACUGAAACAGUCAUUACAGUAGCAUGGAGCUCUAUGCUAACUUAUCCUACUCAGUAGUUUUAUUAGAAUCAUGGGUGCUUGUGAAGUGAGUCAUGGUUCUACAUAAGGGUUGCAAAACAGAGACUUCUCUGAAUGUCUGAAGCAUGAUUUCAUUCCCCUGCCCCCACCCCAUCCACCUGUCCACUGCCCUGCGCUGUCUCUGGCUGCCCUGGGGAUAGGAGGAGUUCCAAAGCUGCUCAUGUCUCACUCUAGCCAGGCUACACAGGGAGCAGCAGCAGCAGCCCACUUCCCUUCCCCUGCCCAGUCUCUUUGCUAUCUCUGCUGCUGUCCGCAGCUGAGCCUGGCUCCCUGUGCUACCCAUCUGGAGCAGGGCAAGAGCCGCUCUGGAGCUUCCCCCAUCGCCAGGGCAGCUGGAAGCAGCAGCAGCAUUGGCUGGGGCAGGGGGAAUGGAAGAGGAGCACAAAGGGGAACAGAUGGGAGAUUCCUACCUGAUUUCGGGGCUUAAAAAGCCAUCAGCUCAGGGAUGGGCAAUUAUUUUGGGCGGAGGGCCACUUAGCAAAUUUUAGCAAGCUGUUGAAGGCCACAUGGGUAACCCUGCCCUUUGACAGGUGCCCUGACCCCUGGUCACCAUCUUGGGACCAGAAGUCCAGCUCCUGACCCCUGAUCCUUGUCACCAGAAGUCCCUCCCCUUGCCCCUGGAAGUACUCCUUUGAAGAGGGUUUGCAAUCUUAGAACCGGAAAAAACAAAUUAUACUCUAAAAAUCAAAUACCCAUAAUAUUAUAUUUUAAUUCAAUUAAAAAUAUAUAUUUUUGUCCUGA